CAGGGGCGUGGCGUGGCCCCGGCAUUUCCUGGUACGGACGAGCCUAGGGCUGCUGAGUCUGGCUCCGUGCCCCGAAGCUCUCGUCUUAGGCCAGGUGGCCGUCUCGGCAGGGGUUGAGCUACCCUCAUGGAAGGGAGAGGACCCUACCGGAUCUACGACCCAGGGGGCAGCACGCCUCUGGGAGAGGCAGCAGCAGCUUUUGAACGCCUAGUGGUGGAGAAUACCCGGCUGAAGGGGAAAAUACAGGGGAUAAAGACGUUAGGGGAGCUUCUGGAGGAGUCUCAGAUGGAAGCGUCCAGGCUCCGACAAAAAGUGGAAGAACUGGUCAAGGACAGUGAGCUGCCUCCACCACCACCUGCCCCUUCCUUGGGCUCCUUUGAUCCCCUGACUGAGCUCACAGGACAGGAUACACAGGUCCAGGUAGAUCCUAAUGCUCCCACUACCACCACCACCACCACCACUACCACCCCCACUGAAAACUCCAUGCAGAAGCCAGCGCCAGCCUCCAAGCCUCCAUCCAAUGGCGCCUCCUCUGACUUUGAAGUGGUCCCCACUGAGGAGCAGAACUCCCCACCCAAAACUGGCAGCCACCAAAGGACCAUGAUGGAGCUGGGGUCCCCACCCCCAGAGGACGGCAACCUCCUGCUCCACCUGCAGCGCCUGGAGACCACCCUGAGCGUGUGUGCCGAGGAGCCCGACCACAGCCAGCUCUUCACCCACCUGGGCCGCAUGGCCCUGGAGUUCAACAGAUUGGCCUCCAAGGUGCAUAAAAAUGAGCAACGCACAUCCAUCCUGCAGACCUUGUGUGAGCAGCUGCGCCAGGAGAAUGAGGUCCUGAAGGCCAAGCUGGACAAGGGCCUGGAACAGCGGGAUCAGGCUGCCGAGAGGCUGCGGGAGGAAAACAUGGAACUCAAGAAACGGUUGAUGAACAGCAGCUGCAAGGAGGGUCUCUGUGGGCAGCCCAGCUCCCCAAAGGCAGAGGGUGCUGGCAAGAAGGGCAUGGCCGGACAGCAGCAGGCCAGUUCGAUGGCAGGGAAAGUCCCCGAGGUGGGGGUCUUGGGUCCAGCCGAGAAGAAGGUGAAGAUGCUGGAGCAGCAACGCAUGGAGCUGCUGGAAGUGAACAAGCAGUGGGACCAGCAUUUCCGGUCCAUGAAGCAGCAGUAUGAGCAGAAGAUCACAGAGCUCCGCCAGAAGCUGGCGGAGCUGCAGAAACAGGUGACUGAGCUGGAGGCCGAGCGUGAGCAGAAGCAGCGGGACUUUGACCAGAAACUCCUCCUGGCCAAGUCGAAGAUCGAGAUGGAGGAGACUGGAAAGGAGCAGCUGGCAGUGGAGGCCAAGGAAUUACGCCAGAAGGUCAAGUACCUGCAGGAUCAGCUGAGCCCACUCGCCCGGCAUCGAGAAUACCAGGAAAAGGAGAUCCAGCGGCUCAAUAAGGCCCUGGAGGAGGCCCUCAGCAUCCAGGCCUUGCCAUCCUCUCCACCACCAGCUUUUGGGAGCCCAGAAGGGGCUGCGGGCCACCUGAGGAAGCAGGAGCUAGUGACACAAAAUGAGCUGCUGAAACAGCAGGUCAAGAUCUUUGAGGAGGACUUCCAGAGGGAACGGAGUGACCGUGAGCGCAUGAAUGAAGAAAAGGAAGAGCUGAAGAAGCAGGUGGAGAAGCUACAGGCUCAGGUCACCCUGACCAAUGUCCAGCUCAAAGCACUCAAAGAUGAGGAGAAGGCCAGAGAAGCCCUCAAACAGCAGAAGAGGAAAGUGAAGGCCUCAGGAGAGCGUUACCACGUGGAACCCCACCCUGAGCACCUCUGUGGGGCCUACCCCUAUGUCUACCCUCCCAUACCAGCAGCCGUGGUGCCCCAGCACGCCUACAAGGACUGGUCCCAGAUCCGCUACCCUCCAUCCCCCAUGCCCAUGGAGCACCCGACCCCACUCCCCAGCUCUCGCCUCUUCGUUCUGCCGGAGUACCCCUGGCGUCCACCCUGUGCAGGGAUUCAGAAUCCGACCUCCCAAGUGAUGGACCCACCCCCAGACAGGCCUUCAGAAGCAGAGUCUGCAAAAAGUGACUGUGAGGGGCCUCAGUGAGGCCACGUUGGGUCAUUUGGCUCCACCUUCGUCUUGCAGAGCCGGCUGACCUCAGAUCGCCGAGAAACUAGAGGCCAUGUGCAUGUUCUGUGUGGCCCGAGCCUUGGCGGAGCAGAGGCUGGGAUGAGCAGGCGGCCCACGUCUCAAGCCCCACCUCGAACUGUUUACAUGACUAGAGAGACUCUACCCACGAGGUCUCUACCAGGUUCUUCCGGAUGCAACUAGGAAAAACUUGACCCACCCUGCCUCUUGCCAAGACAAGGGGGCCUCACCUGGCUUUGACCCGUCCUCUUUUGCUGAGGCCACUAGCUGUUCAUCCUGAGAGUUGGGUGCAGCCAAGACCCCCUUCCUCUCAGAACCUUGAAGAAUUUGUUCCAGGCUCUCCAGAGACCACACCCAGUUCAUGUGCGUGUGUAAUUUUUGCUUCAAGCUCAGCAGCAGGACCUGCCCCAUACCCCCUCCUUACCUCUCUGUGAGGAGUUAUGGGAAGGAGCUUCUCUCGAGCAGAAGAGAACGAUGGGAUGUUAGGAUGUCAGCAUGCUCUCCGCUGCACCCGUGGCAGCCGCCUCUCGAAAGCCACCGUGAUCUGGGACGAAGGCCACACCAGCCAUGUCUGCUGAGGGGCCCAGCCUUGAAGCUGCCCUCAGCCACCAGUUAGAUGUUUAUGGCACCAGAGGUCUGUAUUAAGGUAGCUGUCUGUUGCUAGGCAGCUGUUUGCACAAAUCUUGGACAUAAAUCCAACUUGAGGAUCAA
This is a messenger RNA of Onychomys torridus (southern grasshopper mouse), 2832 nucleotides long. RefSeq names its product TNFAIP3 interacting protein 1 (gene Tnip1). NCBI's taxonomy places the organism in Eukaryota, Metazoa, Chordata, Mammalia, Rodentia, Cricetidae. The record is from RefSeq and is a predicted model, not a curated record. Gene Ontology annotation, biological process: regulation of transcription by RNA polymerase II; cellular response to lipopolysaccharide; negative regulation of canonical NF-kappaB signal transduction. The transcript has 18 exons. The coding region runs from base 127 to 2079 and encodes 650 amino acids.